Molecule: messenger RNA, 1589 nt
Organism: Triticum aestivum (bread wheat)
Lineage: Eukaryota; Viridiplantae; Streptophyta; Magnoliopsida; Poales; Poaceae
Product: 1-aminocyclopropane-1-carboxylate oxidase homolog 1-like
Exons: 1
Coding region: 1-1212 (403 amino acids)
Source: RefSeq, a predicted model, not a curated record
AUGCAUGGGCAGCAACCACGAGAUAUCACCGGCGGCAACACACUGGCGCACACGUUCGAUGAAGAAAGAGCCACGGCUUCACCUCACCCGUGGCACGCACAAACCAAACCAGUGAACCAAAAGGAGGAGGCAACACCGAUCACUCCACGGCGCGUCCUCAACCUCAAGGCGUUCGACGAGACGAGGGCGGGCGUCAAGGGCCUGGUCGACGCGGGCGUCACCGCCGUCCCGUCCAUCUUCCACCACCCGCCGGAGUCCCUCGCCCACGGCGCGCCUCGACCUCAUCGCUUCACCGUGCCGGUCAUCAACCUGUCAUCCGUUGUGGAGAGCGCCAAGCGAGCAGAGGUGGUCGCGCAGGUGAGGGCGGCCGCGGAGACGUUCGGCUUCUUCCAGGUGGUGGGCCACGGCGUGCCGGAGGCGGCCACGUCGGCGAUGCUGGCGGCGGUGCGGGGCUUCAUCGAGGAGCCCGUGGAGGCCAAGGCGCCCUACUACACGCGGGACACCGGCCGGCGCGUCCGGUACCAGAGCAACCUCGACCUGUUCCAGUCGACGGCGGCCAACUGGCGCGACACGCUCUUCAUGGAGAUGCCGCCGGCGCCCGAGGAGCUCCCGGCGGCGUGCAGGCUCGUCGCGCCGGAGUACGCGCGUCUCGUGCAGCAGCGGCUCGGCCGCACGCUGCUGGGGCUGCUGUCGGAGGCGCUGGGCCGCCGCCCCGGCCACCUGGAGGAGGAGCGCGGGUGCCUGGACGGGCUCAGCCUCGCCUGCCACUACUACCCGGCCUGCCCGGAGCCGCAGCUCACCCUCGGCACCCCGCGGCACACCGACGCCAGCUUCCUCACCGUGCUCCUCCAGGACGCCGUCGGCGGCCUCCAGGUGCUCGUCGACCUCGACGGCGCGGCGGCGUGGGUGGACGUGCCGCCGGUGGCCGGGGCGCUGGUGGUGAACGUCGGCGACUUCCUGCAGCUCAUGUCCAACGACAGGUUCAAGAGCGUGGAGCACCGCGUGGUGUCCAACGGCGUCGGGCCACGGGUCUCCGUGGCGUGCUUCUUCCGGACGGACCGCGCCGCCGCGCCGACGAGGGUGCUAGCGCCGAUCGUCGCCGUCGGCGAGGAGGCGCGGUACAGGAGCGCGACGGUGGAGGAGGUGGUCCAGCAGUACUACAAGGUCAAGGGCCUCGCCGGUGCCUCUGCACUGGAGCACUUCAGACUCUGAAUCUCAUGACUGAAUCCUCCAAACUUGUAUAUUCACUCUGCUAUGUCUGCUCUGCACCGUCCUCCGUCCAUGCCUUCUGAAUUUUGAUUUGAUGCACAAAGCCAAAUAGUAACAAGUUGAGUGCUUCAAAAUCAAAAUAAAAUCAAAAUAUUGGGGUCGGUAAGCGAUCGGCCAGAAAGAGCAGGGCAAAAGUAACAAGCAUGAAUUCAAAGUUAUAAAUUUUUUCCAAACGCCGGCCCAUCAUCACUUCCUCUAUGGCCACUCACACAGCCACACUGCCUUUCUCCUCUCUAGAGGAGCCUUUCGGCGAAAGUUGAGCGGUCUGCAGACUAGUUUACCCUGUCUGAUGAGCAACCGGCUGUUGAUUACACACUGAG